Vicia faba (fava bean) is the source of this 2007-nucleotide messenger RNA. The record is from the annotation of a GenBank genome assembly. Lineage: Eukaryota; Viridiplantae; Streptophyta; Magnoliopsida; Fabales; Fabaceae.
AUGAUUCUUCUAGGAAAAAACCCUCAUUUGAAGUUACUUCAGUUUCUUCUCUUUUUAGUUUACCUUCAUUUCAACAGAAUCAGUUCUUAUCAGAUGGCACCUAUGAACUGUACGGAUACAAGCCGUGUUUGUACUUCUUUCAUGGCCUAUAAGCCUAACAAAAACCAGUCUUUGGGAGUGAUUCAAAGCAUGUUUGAUGUGUUGCAAAGUGACAUCACAGUUGAAGGAAAUGGUUGGGAUUAUCUAUUCAUAAGGAAGAACUGUUCUUGUGCAUCUGGUAUAAAGAAAUAUGUGUCUAAUACAACUUACACUGUGAAAUCCAAUGAAGGGUUUGUGGAUGAUUUGGUGAUGGAGGCCUAUGAUGGGCUUAUUUUGCUUCCCAACACUUCAAGGAAAGCCAGGAAUGGUGCUGUGAUAUCAUUGAGGUUGUUUUGUGGAUGUUCUAGUGGAUUGUGGAACUAUUUCUUGAGUUAUGUGUUGAGAGAUGGAGAUAGUGUUGAAUCUUUGGCAAGUAGAUUUGGGGUUAGUAUGGAUAGUAUUGAGGAUGUGAAUGGUCUUGAUGGACCUGAUAAUGUCACUGUCGGUUCACUUUAUUAUAUUCCUCUUAAUUCUGUUCCUGGUGAUCCUUAUCUUGUGAACAAUGCUUCUCCACCAGCUUCUGUUCCUACCCCUUCUGUUGAUAAUUUUUCAGGUGAUGAGGUUAAUCAUAAGUAUCAUGUACCCUUUGGAUGGAUCAUUGGGGGUUUAGGAGUUGGUCUUAUUCUGAUAAUAUUUGGCAUCAUUCUAUGUGUUUGCAUUAAAUCGUUGAGUUGUUUCUCUGAUUCUAGAAGUCAUGAAAAAGAUGAUGAGCGAAAGGUCUCUCAUAAAUUCCAUAUUCUUCGGAACCCAAGUUUUUUUUGUGGUUCUGGAAGGUACAUAUGUGGUAAACAUGUUGACCAGAAGCAGACAGACGGUGACUCUAGCAAUCACACGAUUACCGUUCCAAAAGCUUCAACUCUUGGACCUGACGUAUUUGACAUGGAUAAACCGGUAGUUUUUGCAUAUGAAGAGAUUUUUUCCUCAACGGAAGGUUUCUCUGAUUCAAAUCUACUUGGACAUGGAACAUAUGGAUCUGUGUACUAUAGCCUCCUCCGCGACCAGGAAGUUGCUAUUAAAAGAAUGACAGCUACAAAAACAAAAGAGUUUACAUCAGAGGUUAAAGUUCUGUGCAAGGUUCAUCAUGCUAACCUGGUAGAAUUGAUUGGCUAUGCAGCUAGUCACGACGAGCUUUUCCUAGUUUAUGAAUAUGCUCAAAAGGGUUCACUUAGAAGCCAUUUGCAUGAUCCUCAGAAUAAGGGUCAUUCGCCACUUUCUUGGAUCAUGAGGGUCCAAAUCGCACUUGAUGCUGCUAGGGGACUUGAAUAUAUACAUGAACACACAAAAGCUCAUUAUGUUCACCGCGAUAUCAAGACGAGCAACAUUUUACUUGAUGCUUCCUUUAAAGCAAAAAUAUCAGAUUUUGGAUUGGCGAAACUUGUCGGGAUAACAAACGAGGGAGACGUUUCUACUACCAAAGUUGUUGGUACAUAUGGAUAUCUUGCUCCAGAAUACUUGACUGACGGCCUUGCAACGAUCAAAAGUGAUGUCUAUGCAUUUGGUGUUGUUGUUUUUGAGAUUAUAACUGGAAAGGAGGCUAUUAUUCGAACAGAAGGCAUGAUGACAAAAAAUCCUGAAAGACGGUCGCUGGCCUCAAUUAUGUUAGCGGUUCUUAAGAACUCACCUGAUUCCUUGAGCAUGUCAAGCAUGAGAGAUUACAUUGAUCCAAAUAUGAUGAAUCUGUAUCCUCAUGAUUGUGUAUUUAAGAUGGCUAUGCUAGCGAAGCAAUGUGUGGACGACGAUCCGAUCUUACGACCUGAUAUGAAACAAGUAGUGAUUUCCAUCUCACAGAUUCUACUCUCUUCUAUUGAGUGGGAAGCAACACUAGCUGGAAACAGUCAAGUAUUCAGUGGACUUGUUCAAGGAAGAUAG